AUGGCGAACAUUGUGGUGAAAACCAUCUGGCAAUCCAAGGAGAUUAAUGAAGCUGGAGACACCCCGACAGGAGCGGAGAGCCGGCCUCAGAGCUGCAAGGAGCAGCUGGGGAAAUCUACCAGCAUCAAGACCUUCCCUAAAAAGAAGAAAGCCGUCUCUUUCCAUGGGGUUGAGCCUCACUUGACUAGUGAAAGCCCAAACCUCAACUUGAAGCGCUCCUCUGCCUGCACCAACGUUUCACUCCUGAACCUGACUGAUGGGGAGCAUGAAGACCCCACCACUGAGAAUAAGCCCUCAGACGAAGGUGGUUCCCCAGAGGGGGCAGCUGGGGAAAGAAGGGACCCCCCACCCCCUGUCAAGGCAACCUGGUCGGAGGAGGAGUAUGACGCCCCUGUCCAACAGGAAGUGAGCAAUAGUGGCCUCUUGCGAGCCAAGGACUCUAUCACGAGCCUCAAGGAGAGGACCUCCAAGGUCAACCGCCAUGUUCAGAAUCUGCAGAGCGAGUGCACGGUGCUGUGCGAAAACCUGGCCUGGCGCAGACAGGAGGCCAAAAACCUGGUGGAGUACUGCACUCAGCUCAAGGAGAGGUGCCGAAAGGUCACAAAGUCCGUUGAAGAUACCGAAGUUAAGACCAACGUGCUGAAGAAAAACUCAGCGCUGCUGGAGGAGAAGCUGUGCUUCUUACAGCGCCAAGUUCAAGCAGAAGACCUCAGCCAGCAAGUGAAGCCGCUCCUGGAAAACGUGUCCCAGCAUCUCUCCAUAUUCAAGACCCCAGACCCUCUUGAACAAUAUCCUUCCAACUGUGCCAGAUGCGCCAGGUAUUCCAUUCAGGAAGAAAAGGAUUUAGAUGGCUCAAAACUAAGGAACAUGGCUCGAGCUGAGAGUACAAUCUAA
Molecule: messenger RNA, 894 nt
Organism: Sphaerodactylus townsendi
Lineage: Eukaryota; Metazoa; Chordata; Lepidosauria; Squamata; Sphaerodactylidae
Gene: TSKS
Product: testis specific serine kinase substrate
Exons: 6
Coding region: 1-894 (297 amino acids)
Cellular component (GO): centriole
Molecular function (GO): protein kinase binding
Source: RefSeq, a predicted model, not a curated record